Bacillus rossius redtenbacheri is the source of this 1276-nucleotide messenger RNA. RefSeq names its product 1,5-anhydro-D-fructose reductase-like. The coding region runs from base 204 to 1193 and encodes 329 amino acids. Lineage: Eukaryota; Metazoa; Arthropoda; Insecta; Phasmatodea; Bacillidae. The transcript has 7 exons. The record is from RefSeq and is a predicted model, not a curated record. Gene Ontology annotation, molecular function: oxidoreductase activity.
UGAGCAGUCAGCGAAAUGUGGAAGAUCUAUCAAAAACACUCACUCAGUGGCUGCUAGAAACUUGACAAGCCUUUAGUCAAGGCUAUCAGUUGGACCAGCCGGACGAUAACUAGCCUCGAUAAGUGAGUGAUAACGUGUAAAGGCCAUCAAGUGAUACUAAUGUUGUCGAGUCUAGAGAGUACAUAUAUGACUUUCAGGUGAUCAUGAAGUUUUUGGAACUGAGCAAUGGAGCUCGCAUGCCCGUCGUGGGCUUUGGUACAUGGCAGAGCACGGACGAGGUGUUGGAACGCGCCCUGGAGGCAGCCCUGCAGGCCGGCUACCGGCACAUAGACACCGCCUACCUUUACAACAACGAGGAAGCCAUUGGACGGGUGCUGAGGAGGUGGCUGGACGCGGGCCGCGUCAGGCGGGAGGACCUGUUCGUGGUGACCAAGCUGCCAAUGAUCGGCUACCAGAAGGAGAAGGUGGAGAAGUACCUGAGGCGCUCGCUGGAAGCCUUGCAGCUGUCACACGUGGACCUCUACCUGCUCCAUCAGGCCUGGGGCAUGCAGGAGAGAGGGGAGGAUCGCCUGCCCAUGGAUGAGACCGGGGAGCUGCUGCUGGACCAUUCCACCGACCACGUCAGCCUGUGGAAGGGCAUGGAAGAGCAAGUUGAGGCCGGUAGGGCCCGCGCCAUCGGACUGUCCAACUUCAACUCGCGCCAGAUCAAGAGGAUCGUCGAGUCCGCCCGUGUGCAGCCUGCCUGUCUGCAGGUGGAGGUGUACCUGUACUUCCAGCAGCGGGAGCUGGUCGCCUUCUGCAAGGCCCUCGACAUCGCCGUGUGCGCCUACGGGCCCCUGGGAUCCCCGAGCAUGAUACAGGCCUUCUCCUCGAUGGGCGGCGACACGGACAAAAUACCGCGGGUGGAUCCUCUGCACGACCCCACCGUACUGCACAUCGCGCGCAAGCACUCCAAGACACCGGCGCAGGUGCUGCUGAGGCACACGGUGCAGCGAGGCAUCGCCGUGAUCCCCAAGAGCAGCGACGCCACCCGCAUCCGGGAGAACCUGCAGGUCCUGGAUUUCUUGCUGGAUGAAGAUGAUGUUGAGAAGCUGGACUCUUUAGAUCGAGGCAGCAAAUACCGCUUAUUCUCAGGCAACAUUAACAAAGGGAUGGAUAGACACCCCGAGUAUGCUUAUAACGAACCAUACUGAAUCACCACUGCCUAUUGUGUCUGUUCAGCUACGUAAUAUAUGUACGGUGUACUCUGAAAAUAAAUAACAUUGUUUUACAUCUA